Astyanax mexicanus (Mexican tetra) is the source of this 6197-nucleotide messenger RNA. RefSeq names its product epidermal growth factor receptor. Gene Ontology annotation, biological process: multicellular organism development; cell surface receptor protein tyrosine kinase signaling pathway; protein phosphorylation. Lineage: Eukaryota; Metazoa; Chordata; Actinopteri; Characiformes; Acestrorhamphidae. Gene Ontology annotation, molecular function: epidermal growth factor receptor activity; epidermal growth factor binding; ATP binding. Bases 161 to 3682 code for a protein of 1173 amino acids. The record is from RefSeq and is a predicted model, not a curated record. Gene Ontology annotation, cellular component: basal plasma membrane; signaling receptor complex. The transcript has 27 exons.
AGCGGCACACGUCACAUCUGCCCCGUACAACAGCCCUGACCAGUAGAGCAGUGCUGAUCCCGCGCGCCGCCUCCAAACGCCCUGCGCGCGCCCUGCUGGAGUACCACCCCAAGCACGCGCUCAGGACACCUCCAGAUAAACACGCAGUUACCUGAUUAAAAUGUCACCUGCCGCUGCAGGACUCCUCUACCUGGCCGUGUUAAGCCUCGCGUGCUCCGCUGCACCUGAGAGAAAAGUUUGCCAGGGAACAAGCAACAAACUAAAUCUACUGUCCCAGGCAGACGACCACUACCGAGCGUUGAUGAAGAUGUACAGUAACUGUACUGUAGUGCUGGAGAACCUGGAGAUCACCCACGUAGGAGAGAACUACGACCUCUCCUUCCUCAGGAGUAUUGAAGAAGUUGGAGGUUAUGUCCUCAUAGCGAUCAACGAUGUGAACGUGAUCCCCUUAGAAAACCUGCGUUUAAUUCGGGGACACUCCCUUUAUGAGGGUAAAUUCGCCCUGGCUGUGAUGGCCAACUAUCACACGGCAAACAGUUCAUCUGCUGAGAGCAGCAUCCCCACCGGACUGAGAGAACUUCCUCUACGGAACUUAAGAGAGAUUUUGAGAGGAGGAGUUCGGAUCGCUCGUAAUCCAAGACUCUGUAACAUAGAGACUAUUAAGUGGCACGAUAUCGUGAGCAAGGAAAGUACAAAUGCGGUGAUAACCUCAGAAAGCACUGACUCUACAUGUAAACCAUGUGAUAAAAGUUGCUAUAAUGGAUCAUGUUGGGCACCAGGACCGGAAAACUGCCAGAAGUUGACUAGGCUAAUCUGUGCAGAGCAGUGUUCACAUAGAUGCAAAGGUCCCGCCAUUGCGGACUGCUGUAAUGAACAUUGUGCUGCUGGAUGCACUGGACCGCUGGCUACAGACUGCUUGGCCUGCAGAGAGUUUAAGGAUGAUGGGAUGUGUAAAGACGCCUGUCCCCGGCUGAUGCUGUACGACCCCAACCUUCACCAGCUUGUAGUGAAUCCUAACGGCAAAUUCAGCUUUGGAGCCACCUGUGUAAAAAACUGCCCACAUAAUUAUGUGGUGACGGAUCACGGAGCUUGUGUUCGAACCUGCGGAGACAAAACUCAUGAAGUGGAGGAGAAUGGAAUUAGAAAAUGCAAGAAUUGUAAUGGACCCUGCCCAAAAGUUUGCAAUGGACUCGGAAACGGGGAGCUGGCCGGCAUCAUGACAGUCAACGCAUCUAACAUAGAUACCUUUCAAAACUGCACCAAAAUAAAUGGAGAUAUCUCAAUAUUUGCAACAACAUUACGUGGAGAUCCCUACACAAAAACGCCUAAACUGGAUCCUGCUAAACUGGAUUAUUUUAAAACAGUGAAGGAAAUCACAGGGUUUCUGCUGAUACAGGCCUGGCCUGAGAACCUCACCUCACUGAGUCCCUUUGAGAAUCUGGAGGUCAUCAGAGGCCGAACCCAACAACAUGGAAGGGUCAGUUUCGCUGCGUUGAACAUCGCCCACAUAGAAUACCUGGGUCUUCGUUCUCUGAAGGAGAUCAGCGAUGGAGACGUGGUGAUAAAGAAUAACCCCCGGCUCUGCUACACCAACGCCAACUACUGGAGGAAACUCUUCAGAUCCGACACACAGACCAUUAAAACCCGAGAUAAUUUAGCUCCCGAGGCAUGCGAGGUGCAGAACAGGAUGUGUGAUGGGAUGUGUACUGAGGAAGGUUGCUGGGGUCCAGGACCCUCCAUGUGCUUCUCCUGUCGCCACGUCAGUCGUCAGGGGCAGUGUGUCGACUCCUGCAAUAUACUUGAGGGAAUGCCUCGUGAGUACAUCUCCAACAACAUGUGUUUGGAAUGUGACCAAGAGUGCAGGACUCUCAACGGAACUCCAAGCUGCCAUGGACCAGGAGCUGAUCAGUGUGUUGAAUGCGCCCACUUUAAAGAUGGCUCCAACUGUGUCUCCCAGUGUGCUAACGGUGUUCCUGGCAUGAACAACAGACUCAUCUGGACAUUUGUUGACAAGAACAGACAGUGCCAGCCGUGCCAUCCUAACUGUACCCACGGAUGUACAGGACCUGGGCUGAAGAGCUGUGAAACACAGAGCUCACAGGUGUCCAUGGUGGCUUCAGGUGUGGUGGGCGGGCUCCUGUUUGUGGUGAUCGUUUUUCUUUGCAUCUUCAUUCUGAUGCGGCGAAAACGCAUCCGCCGGAGGAGGACACUCCGCCGUCUCCUGCAGGAGAGAGAGCUGGUGGAGCCUUUGACCCCGAGUGGCGCAGCACCAAAUCAGGCCCUCCUCCGCAUCCUGAAAGAGACAGAGUUUAAAAAAGUGAAAGUUCUGGGAUCUGGAGCGUUCGGCACGGUCUAUAAGGGUUUGUGGAUCCCGGAAGGGGAGGAUGUGAAGAUUCCUGUUGCCAUUAAAGUCCUGAGAGAAGUCACCUCUCCUAAAGCUAAUAAAGAAAUUUUGGAUGAGGCUUACGUUAUGGCCAGUGUGGACCAUCCACAUAUAUGUCGUCUGUUGGGAAUAUGUCUGACGUCUACAGUGCAGCUAAUAACCCAGCUUAUGCCGUUUGGGUGUCUGCUGGAUUACAUCCGAGAAAACCAAGACAACAUCGGCUCUCAGAAUUUACUCAACUGGUGUGUGCAGAUUGCCAAGGGCAUGAAUUACUUGGAGGAGCAUCGGCUUGUCCAUCGUGACUUAGCAGCCAGGAAUGUGCUGGUGAAGACGCCCAAUCAUGUGAAGAUUACUGACUUUGGGCUGGCCAAGCUUCUCAACGCUAAUGAGAAAGAGUACCAUUCAGAUGGAGGAAAGGUUCCUAUAAAGUGGAUGGCUCUAGAGUCUAUUCUUCACUGGACGUACACACACCAGAGUGAUGUCUGGAGUUACGGUGUAACUGUGUGGGAACUCAUGACGUUUGGUGCGAAACCCUACGAUGGGAUUCCAGCGCAAGAGAUCUCAUGCCUGCUGGAGAAAGGAGAGCGCUUACCUCAGCCCUCCAUCUGCACUAUAGACGUCUACAUGAUCAUGGUCAAAUGUUGGAUGAUCGAUCCGGACAGCAGACCUCGCUUUCGUGAGCUCAGCUCAGAGUUCACAAAAAUGGCUCGAGAUCCAACGCGCUACCUCGUGAUUCAGGGAGAUGAGCAGCUCCACCUGUCCGGUUCUACAGACAGAAGAGUGUACAGGUCCAUGUUCAGUUCAGAGGACAUGGAGGACGUGGUGGAUGCAGAGGAGUAUCUGCUACCUGGCAAAGCAUUCUUUAAUAAUUCACAAACACCUCCAUUACAGCAUCAAAACUCAACCGUAUGUUCACUGGGCAACAACCAGAUGCGUGGAAACAGCCUGAUAUUGCGCUACAUCACUGAUCCAAUAAAUGGCUCCCUGAAUAAAGACCAUCUACCACCAGAGUACAUGAAUCAGGAGAUGCGUUUACAGAGCGACACGGAAAAUCACAACUAUGAGAACACCCUGCCCAGGGGACAGUACUCUGGAACGUUGGGCAGGAGACCGGAGAGACCGGAGCUCCUGAACGGUUCCUCCAGUACCGGCGCAGUGGUGCGAGGAGCCAGUCUGGAUAAUCCUGAGUAUCAGGAGGACUUCUUCCCCAGCCAGGCCUCGGACAGUCUGUUCCACCCCGCAGCGCAGAACCUGGGCUAUGUGGGUCUCACUCCAGCUGUUCUGCCUCCGGGGCUUUAGAGACUGUUGAUGUGGGAGCGCUGUAUGAACUCAAAACAGUGCAGGACCUGCAUGAAGUCUGUUUCAGCACACCUCCCUAAACCGCCUACACCUUUAUUAUAACUGCACUACAUUAUUUUAAAACAUUUAUGAGCGGCUGACCUGCGGGUAAUACAGAUGUACGCCCUGGAUGCCCACUUAACCUAGAUACCUAAAAUCUAAAAUAUUUUUAUUAUGAAAUAUUAUGACACAUUAUGAAAAUACUGUGCCUUUUGGGACUUUUUUAACUUAGUAUCAUAUUUAUUAAACCUGUGCAGCUAAAUCACUUUGGAUUUUCACUUGCAGUUUAGCAGAUUUUUAAAAUAAAAUAAGUAUAGAGCUCUGAAAAAAAAUGAAGGUCGCACUUCAGUUUCUGAAUCAGUUUCUCUGAUUUUGCUAUUUGUAGGUUUAUAUUUGAAUAAAAUGAACAUUAUUGUUUUAUUAUAUAAACUACAGACAACAUUUCUCCUAAAUUCCUUUAAAAAAUAAUGUCAUUUAACACAUUUAUUUACAGAAAAUGAGAAAUGCUCAAAAAAAAAAAAAAAAAAAAAGAUGCAGAGCUUUCAGACCUCAAAUAAUGCAAAGAAAACAAAAAGUUCAUAUUCAUAAAGUUUUAAGAGUUCAGAAAUAAUCAAUAUUUGGUGGAAUAACCCUGGUUUUGGUUUUUAAUCACAGUUUUUUUUCAUGCAUCUUGGCAUCAUGUUCUUCUCCUCCACCAGUCUUACACACUGCUUUUGGAUAACUUGUAGCAACUGUCAUAUUUUCCGUCCCUUGAAACAGUGAAACAGUGUGAAGAUUGUGACGUCACCCUUGGUGAGAAGGGUUACUUUUUAUCCCAGGAAAACAGGGAAUUCUUGGAUAUUUUUGAGAAAAUAUAUUCUUUAUUACUAUUAAAAACCCUUUUCACAACUUUAAAAAAACACACCUACCUCAAAGAAAACUGUACAAAAGUGAAUUUAUUUGAAGCAAAUAUUUUUAAUAUGUUAAAUCAGAGUAAAUCUAGAAUAAUGUUUUGUUAUACAGGGCUUGUAUUAAAUUUAAACAACUACACCGAGGACACAAAAGGCACAGUAUAUUCACUAUUGACCCACAUCAGCCUAAUGGACCCGGGCUGCAUUUUUAAUAUAAAAAGGCCCGUCUCUGAUUUUCCACUCUCCCGCAUUAAAAACAGAGUCAGCAGAUCUGACCUGUUUUACCAGAACAAGUAUAGUUCAAGUCUGCACUUAUUAUACCUGACUUUCUCUCAGUUUUUAAAAGUAUUAAUACGGUUCACUGUUAAAAUUUAAUCAGUCUCAGAUGUAGGCCAGUCAGUAAACACACACACACACACACUAAGAAAUACAAAAUCAGAUCACUUAAUAUUUAAUGUUUGCAAUGAAUUAAAAAUUCAUGAACUUUUUGUUUUUCUAAAACAGCAAACUGAAAAAAUAAAAAAUACGCAGACGUUGUUGUUAGUGCAUGUUUGUGUUUUGUGACUUCAUAAAUGUGCAGAAAGAUAAAUUGAUAAAAAAUAUGUAUUUCUUCUAAUGUUAUAGAUAGUUAGGCCUGUCACAGUAAUUAUAUAUAUAUAUAUAUAUAUAUAUAUAUAUAUCGAUGUAAUGUACAAUAGACAAAUAGGUAUAAAUCUAAAUCAGUCCAAAACAUCAGACUUUUUACGUUAUCUGAUUAACACAUUUACAUGAACUUGGGUAAUGAGAUAAUGUGAAAACCCAUUAAAUUAAAAUGAAAUCAAAAUAAUUGGAUUUAAACUUUGCAAACUCACAGCAUAAGCUGAGAGAAUAAGACGUAAUGGAAACUAUAGGAGUGGGCGAUAUGGCCCUUUUAAAUAAUAUCACGAUAUUUCAUGGUUUAAUUUACGUGAUAACAAUACUCUUGGCGAUAUGACAAAACACUAAAAUAAAAAAUAAAAAAAUCAAAAAAAUACAAGAAUUAAAUUAAAAUUGCUAUUUAAAGAGCCACUCAACUCUAAAGCAUAUUUAUUUUUCAUUAAUAGCUGAAAUGUGUUCCUAUAAAGUAAUAAAAGUGCUCCACCCCUAAACCCAUACAUCACUUUUUAUUUUUAUUUAUUUUAGAAUCUUUUAAAUGUAAGCUGAAAUUGGAUUCAGCUAAAAUCAGAUGAUUUAGUGCCCCUUUAAAAGGGUUUACAUGUCAUUAAUAUACCAUCAUUAUUUCGGUGACAUAAAAUUAUUUUAGAGACAAUAAUAUAUAUAUUGUUCAAAAAAAUAUAUAGUAAAUAUAGUUCUUGUGACAGGCCGUCUAUAACUGUUGUGUUAUAGAAUAUAUGUGUCAUGUAGGGACUAAUCCUGUGAUUGCACCGAUUUAUGUGAAUUAUGUAAUGUGAUUGUAUGCAUUCAAAACUGCAUUAAACAAACACUGUGAAUACAUUUUCUUUCAUACACUAAAAAAUAUAUAUUGUAAGUUAUUUGUCAAGAUAUUUACAUGUUACGUAGCAUUUUGUUUCUUUACAUGUACAGCUUUAUUAAACAAACUGCCACUG